CAACGCAACUCGUUGUCCAGACGUAAAUAUGCCGCGUCGGUAGUGUCUCAGCGUCUUUCGUCAAACUUCGAGCACUUUCGGAUUUGUUUCGCGACGGACGUCUUGAGACGGGAGGUGACCUUGGGAGUGGCAUCUCACUAGGCCGUAUAUCUCCUAUAUCUCCGCGCGGGUUCAUCCUGCCUUGAGGGUGGGCUGUCAUGUCGUUCGGCAGUGGUAUGGAGCAAUCACUGCAGAGUGCCGAGUCUCUGGAUAGGGCAUCACCUGAGCUGUGGCCGGAAAAGGGAGACUAUGCCGCCUGUGCCGAGCUGCUGUGUCAGGACAGCAACAGCAACGGUGCCAGCGGUGCUCGUCCGACAGCAGCCAUCUCGCCCGUCCUCAUCACAGACCAGGAUUUCACACAACAGGACAUGAAGCUCUUCCACGAGUACGCCAGCCUGAGGCCGGAGCAGCUGGUGGAUGUGGUGAAGCAGCUGCAGAACGUCGCCUACCUGCUGGGCCUGGAGGAAGCCAAGGAGAUGCGGCGCGGCAAGUACCUCAACAUCCUGGUCCGGAAGCGACAGCCCUGACCUGUGAUGGCGCGACGGAAAAACACGUAAUGUGAGUUUGGCUGAAUGAUCCGGUCUCCGUGAGCUAUUUUUACGAUGUGUUGAAUGAUAUGGCGUACAAGACGUCUAUCGACAAUGGUAUGGACCACUUGGUUGUUGACCAAAUGAUCACUCUGUCGUGCAAAGACAAAAUCGAUUACGUUAGGUCAGAGGUCAUUGCGUCAGGCGAAAGGUCACGCGAACGUAAUCGUUUUUUCCCUUUACACGGCGGCACUUUAUUCUCAGUGGGUGCGUGCCUGCCAGUGCGUGUUGUAAAACAACACUGACGCUGGUAUUCAUCUCAUUUUGAGAGAUAUUGUCGCAUUAUCCGGCCGAGACCACCUGAGGCCACAGCCGUACCACUUUUCCGGCAUGUAAUGAUAGAAUCGAUUUUUGUGGGUCGAUGAUUAAACGGCGUGUCUCCCUGGAUAUUCCGGCCCCCGAGUUCCGCUCGGUUCCAGGGCUGACCUCUUGUUCGUAUCACCGGUUGUGGAUUGGAAAUGGCGUCAUAUACUCACAUCACACAUGUAAUAAGAUCAUAAAUGCACACCUCUGCUUUUUGUACGAGCUUUAGGAUAUUUUCCGUACUCCCUCAUUAACCUGUUGUCGCGUAUCGGACAUAUUUCUCGUUUUGGAGGCAUAAUAAAUCGCG
This is a messenger RNA of Amphibalanus amphitrite, 1236 nucleotides long. Its product is annotated as protein lin-52 homolog. Gene Ontology annotation, biological process: regulation of DNA-templated transcription. The record is from RefSeq and is a predicted model, not a curated record. The transcript has 4 exons. NCBI's taxonomy places the organism in Eukaryota, Metazoa, Arthropoda, Thecostraca, Balanomorpha, Balanidae. Gene Ontology annotation, cellular component: DRM complex. The coding region runs from base 198 to 566 and encodes 122 amino acids.